AGUCUUUCGCAAAUUAAUUUUGCUAAUUGGGAGUUUGAACAAAGUAAAAUUGUAUUGGCUUUACUGUUCGAAGUCUCGAAAGUUAAUUUCAAUUGUCAGACAGCCGGGAAGAUAUUGACAAAAUUUUGUUUUCCUUUCGAUUUGAUCUCAACGGGUCGUCAUUUUUUUAUAAUUAAGGAUCACAUUCACAUAAUUAAAGAAAUGUCAACUUCUGCUGGAAGUGGCGCCGGUUCAAGUGGCGGUGGACGUCGCAACAAUGGUGCCGGAAAUUCUGCCGAUUCAGCUCCAAAACCAGAAACCAAGGAGUCAAAAGCCAAUCCAAAAAUUUCAAAAGCGCUCGGCACAUCAGCAAAACGAAUGCAAAAAGAGUUGGCGGAAAUCACACUCGAUCCGCCUCCAAAUUGCAGUGCUGGACCGAAAGGUGAUAAUUUGUACGAAUGGGUGUCAACUAUUUUGGGGCCACCAGGUUCCGUUUAUGAGGGUGGCGUCUUCUUCUUAGACAUUCACUUUCCUCCAGAAUAUCCGUUCAAACCUCCAAAGGUCCUAUUUAGAACUAGAAUAUACCAUUGCAAUAUAAAUAGUCAAGGCGUGAUUUGCUUGGAUAUUUUGAAGGAUAAUUGGUCACCUGCUUUGACAAUAUCAAAAGUUCUCUUAUCAAUUUGUUCAUUGUUAACAGACUGCAAUCCGGCUGAUCCAUUAGUUGGAAGUAUCGCAACACAAUAUCUUCAGAAUCGAGAGGAACAUGAUCGAAUCGCGCGCCUUUGGACUAAAAGAUAUGCUACGUGAUUUCCCAGCACAUAUUAUAAUCAAUCGCCAAUCGAAGUUAUGAGAAUACGUCACUUCAACUGUAAUAAUAUUCAAGUGAAAAUAUAAAAACAAUGAUAUCAAGUCUAAAAAAAUUUAAGAAUAAUUAAUGAAAAGGAUUUUUUUUUUAUUUUGCUGCGACUGUCUCUAUGAAGAGAACUAUUAAAAUCAACAAAAGCAUAUAAGUAAUAUUUACAACAAUGUAUUCAUCCUACAUAAAAAUAACCAUAAACUGAUCUGGUCUUCGUAAGUUUUCUUCAAUUAGAUUUUCAAUUCAAUUUUCUUGAUGUAAGUAAGGUGAAUACAUGGAAAUUUAAAGUAAAAGAUGAUGAAGUAGAAAAAAGUCGAUGAAAUUCAGGAAAUUUGAAUUUAAUAUUUUUAUGAUGCAAUUUUCCUUUUCAUCAAAGCAUCUAAGCGAUAAUUGUAACUUGACAUUUCUGACUCAUUUUUUUAUAUGAAAGAAAGUGAAGAAAAAAAUUGUUUUAAGGCUGUUGUUGCUUUUCUUAAUUAAACUUCACGUCUUGGUAUUUAUCUGUGAACAGAAAAUAUUCUUCAACUGAUGUGUAAAUAUUUUUUCUUUCUUUCUUGUCCCAUAAUAAUGAAAAAUAUAAAAAGAUCGUUUCUCUUCUUCUUUUUAUUAGUUAUUAAUUGUAACUUAAUCUAAAUGUAUUUUUUAAUGAUGAAUUAGUGACGGAAAAUGAUGAUAAAUAAUUCAGAGACAGAAUGAAUAAGAAAAAAUUUUGAACCAUCUCUUAAAAAAAUAUGACUUGACAGGCAAGAAAAGCAUAAAUCGUGAAAAACUUUAUUAUGAUGAUAACCUCUAGAAAAUAACAAAUUUCUUUUAGUUGAUAAUUUUUCUUUGUUUUUUCCGAGAUUUUUUCGAACUUUGAGAAAAAUGAUGCAAAACAGCAAAACUCCUAAUUGUGGUAUAUAAAUAUACCAAUUAAAAUAAUUGUGAGACAUCAUUUUCUAAGUUUUGUGAGAGCUAUAAAACAUUUAAAGAAGUAAAACAUGAAAUCAAUGUGUAAACAGACUUGAAAUAAAAAAUAAAAUGAAAAUUUUGAAUGAUGUAUGAUAACAUCGCUAAUUAUUUUUAA
Molecule: messenger RNA, 1901 nt
Organism: Clunio marinus
Lineage: Eukaryota; Metazoa; Arthropoda; Insecta; Diptera; Chironomidae
Source: the annotation of a GenBank genome assembly